AUGGAAGCUGGGCUUGCUAUUGAGCUUGAUGAGAAGGAGAGGCAAAUGGAGUUAGUAAAAGAUGGAUCAGUAGACCUCAAGGGAAACCCACUUUCCUAUGCUCCAACUGGACGUUGGAAUGCUACCUUCUUCAUUAUGGGUGUUGAAAUGGGUGGGACAUUAACAAACUUCACAAUAGCAGCAAGCCUAUUUACAUAUCUAACAGAUGUUAUGCAUCAGGGUGUUGCAACAUCUGCAGAGACUGUAAACACAUGGGCUGGAGUGGCGAGCAUUUUUCCUCUAGUAGGAGGUUUCCUGAGUGAUGCCUAUGUUGGACGCUAUUAUAUGAUCAUAACUUCCUCACUUGUAUAUUUCUCAGGAUUAGCACUCCUCAUAGCCUCCGUAUCCAUCUAUUCUCUCAGGCCUAACAUGCAAAACCAUGCCACGGGAACUCAGAUUGCAUUUUUAUUCACAGCACUAUAUAUGAUAUCUUGUGGGUCUGGUGGAAUGAAGCCGUCAUUGCAAUCAUUUGCAGCAGAUCAGUUUGAUUACCAACAUCCAGAUGAAAGCAAACAGAAGAUCUCCUUCUUUAACUGGUAUUACUUCUUCAUGGGGUUGGCCAUUCUCAUGUCAAAUACAGUGAUAGUGUAUGUUCAAGGGAAUGUCAGUUGGGGGGCAGGAUUUGGCAUCGUGGCGGCUGUGAGUUUGAUAUCUAUACUCAUCUUCUUAUGUGGGACGCCCAAGUACAGACACAGAGCUCCUGCUGGGAGUCCAAUCACUCGGAUUGCUCAGGUGUUGGUUGCUGCUUUUAGAAAUCGUAAUUUGCAGGUAAGGGUAGAAUCUAACGAAUUCAGUCAUAAUGACUUCAAGUGCCUGGAUAAGGCAGCCAUAGGACAAGAAGAGCAUGGCAGCAAAGAUCCCUGGAAAGCCUGCACAGAGAGACAAGUAGAAGAAGUAAAACAAGUAGCAAGAAUGGUACCAGUAUGGUUCACAAUCAUCAUUUACUCUAUCACUCUGGCACAGGGCGGCACAUUCUUCGUGAAACAGAGUAGCACAAUGGACAGGAGCCUCGGGCCCCACUUCAACAUACCCCCUGCCUCCACCCUAGCCAUAAUAAUCAUUUCCACUCUGAUUGCAGUGAGCGCAUAUGACCGUCUACUGGUUCCAAUUGCAGCAACGAUAAGCGGCAUGGAACGAGGCAUAAGCAUUCUUCAGAGAAUCGGGGUAGGAUUGGUGUUUGGAAUUGUGGGAAUGAUAAUAGCAGCCAUGGUGGAAGCCAAGCGACUGAAAAUUGCGCAAGCGCAUGAUCUCAUGGACAAGCCGCAAGCCGUGGUUUCCAUGAGCGUCUUUUGGCUUACCCUACCCAAUGUAGUUUUGGGUAUAGCAGAUGCUUUUGCUUUGGUGGGUUUGCAGGAGUUUUUCUAUUCACAAGUGCCAGACAGCAUGAGGAGCUUGGGUGUCGCCUCGAAUCUGAUAGCUGGUGGUAUCGGGAGCUUCGUCAGCGACUCAGCAGUCUCGUUAUUCACAUUGUUAAUAGUGUUACCGGGAAGAUGGGUCACAGGGCUGCUGGAUAAUCUCAAUACAAGUCGACUGGAUAAUUUUUAUUGGUUGCUGGUUGCUUUGAAUGCUCUCAAUCUUCUAGCUUUCAUAUUCAUUGCACGGAGAUACAGGUAUAAAAGCCUCACAUAAUGUGAGAUAUGGAUAUAGGGAAUGCUAUGAAUGUUAA
Molecule: messenger RNA, 1705 nt
Organism: Cryptomeria japonica (Japanese cedar)
Lineage: Eukaryota; Viridiplantae; Streptophyta; Pinopsida; Cupressales; Cupressaceae
Product: protein NRT1/ PTR FAMILY 5.7
Biological process (GO): transmembrane transport
Cellular component (GO): membrane
Molecular function (GO): transmembrane transporter activity
Source: RefSeq, a predicted model, not a curated record